CGGAGUAGAGGAAAAACUGCAGUGGAGGAUGAAGACAGUAUGGAUGGUUUGGAGGCAGCAGAAACAGAAAACACUGUGGAAACAGAAGUCAAAGAGCAAUCUGCAGAAGAGGAUGCCCAGGUGGAAGUGGACAGCACCAAGCAGCUAACACCCGUCCUUCAGCGCUCAGUAUCCGAGGAGUCUGCAAGCUCCACUGCCUCUGUUGGUGUCGAAGCUAAAACCAGCGAACAACUCUGCGCCUUUUGUUACUGUGGUGAACGGAGCUCGUUAGGACAAGGAGAUUUAAAGCAAUUCAGCCCAACUCCUGGGUAUGUCAUCCCAUGGAAGAACCAGCCUUUAAACAAGAGCGAUGCCAGCGACAGCGCCGAUGGAGCUUGUGAGAGGACUCCAAAGCAAAACUCAGUGCCGCGCAAACAGAGAGGGCAGAAGAAGUAAGUGUGUUUCACCAUA
This is a messenger RNA of Centrocercus urophasianus (Greater sage-grouse), 450 nucleotides long. RefSeq names its product histone-lysine N-methyltransferase 2C-like. The transcript has 3 exons. Gene Ontology annotation, biological process: positive regulation of transcription by RNA polymerase II. The record is from RefSeq and is a predicted model, not a curated record. Gene Ontology annotation, molecular function: histone binding; histone H3K4 methyltransferase activity; transcription coactivator activity. The coding region runs from base 40 to 435 and encodes 131 amino acids. Gene Ontology annotation, cellular component: MLL3/4 complex. NCBI's taxonomy places the organism in Eukaryota, Metazoa, Chordata, Aves, Galliformes, Phasianidae.